CCUUCUGCAGCAAGUUACAAGCCAAACUUUCCUCUUCCUUUUCCUUUCCUUUGCUCUCCUCGCUCCUCUUAUCAUCUCCUCCUACCCGCCCUGCUCCCGUGCUGCCACCAACAACGCGAUCACCAGUUCACCACCACCGCCACGCGCGCGCUGUCUCCAAACACAGACGCAUAAACCCUAGCAAGCCAACACGGAGGAAGAGCGAUCGAUCGAGCAGCGGAGAAAGCUUCGCCUCGCCACCAUGCGGCGAUCGGAGUGGGAGGACCGGUGGUGCAAGCGGCACCCGGAGCACCGGCUGUCCAAGGGCGUGUGCCCCUACUGCCUCCGCGACCGCCUCGCCCACCUCUCCGCCUCCUCCUCGGCCACCACCACGACGCGCGCCUCCUCCUCCGCCGAAUCCAGCGGCUACUCCUCCGGCUCGCCUCCCUGCUACGGGGCCCUCUCGGCCGACGUCAGCUCCGUACACGUGGUCGGCGCCGCCGGCUCGUCCUUCGCCAACGUCGCCGCCUUCUCGCAGCCGCUGAUGCCGAGCUCGGUUAGUCGGAAACCAGCCGGAGGGGGGCAAGAAGAGCCGGGAAGGGAGGCAUCUGGUAAGGGGAAGCAGCAGGAGGUGAAGAGGAAGAAGAGCGGGAAGAAGAAGAAGAUUGGGAGGUUCCUGUCGAGGCUCGUCGGAGCGGAGAAGCGGCGGCAAUCAGGGGACGCCGAUGGCGGCGAUCUCUUCCAUUCCAAGACCAUGAAGGAGAAGACGGCGCACAAGUGGGUAUUUUUCUGAUCAAACGUUGCCGCCACCGCAUGCAAACUAUGGAUCGUAAAUUCCAUGCUUGGUUGUUAUUCUUGCCUACCUUUUUUUUUAAAAUUUUUAGGGGGCUUUCACUCUAAACUAUUCUCAAGUAUUUUUGUGUUUGAUUUUGACUUUUUUUUUAAAAAAAAACAAGAAGAAUUUUGGGAUCCUGUAUGUAUACGAGCAGAAGUUUAUAAUUAUUAACCUGUCAAUGAUUUGUACUUGACCACAACGGGGGAUUGCAAAUCGUUACUCUGUAAAGCUAGAAAAAUAUAAGGAGACAGUGUAUACGGGUGUAAAAUUAGGCAUCUGUACAGUAUCUUGUAUAGUUUCAAUUAUAAGUUUCAUUUCUCGAAUUCAUGCAUGAUCUUAUAGUUUUGACUAUUUAAUUUGCUUAUUUGUAUGUAGAAAUCACAAUUUUCCAGUUGUACUGCUCGUUAAUUUAAGUUACCAGUUAAUUGCCA
This is a messenger RNA of Oryza sativa Japonica Group (Japanese rice), 1245 nucleotides long. RefSeq lists its product as uncharacterized. The record is from RefSeq and is a predicted model, not a curated record. Lineage: Eukaryota; Viridiplantae; Streptophyta; Magnoliopsida; Poales; Poaceae.